CUCCAGACCAUAGAGUUCAGUUCCUAUCUGGGCCUCCCAUACACCACUUCCUCUUGUCGGCCUAAAACCGCGCCUGCGCACUUUCCAUCUUCCUCUUGGGCUCGGAUCUAGGUUGCGUUAACAUGGCGAAACGCACCAAGAAGGUCGGAAUCGUGGGCAAGUACGGGACCCGUUAUGGUGCCUCCCUCAGAAAAAUGGUGAAGAAAAUUGAAAUCAGCCAGCACGCCAAGUAUACCUGCUCCUUCUGUGGCAAAACCAAGAUGAAGAGAAGAGCUGUGGGCAUUUGGCAUUGUGGUUCCUGCAUGAAAACAGUAGCUGGUGGUGCCUGGACCUACAACACCACCUCUGCUGUCACAGUCAAGUCCGCCAUCAGAAGACUGAAGGAACUGAAGGACCAGUAGAAGCGCCACCAUCGAUAACGUUGCUAGCCUGAGAGCUCCUAUGAACCCCAUCCUGAUCACCUGAACCCCCUCUUGAAUCCUGACAUGCUUUAACACUGCUAGGUCAGCAAGAACGAGUGUGAGAGGGAGAGAAGAUCAAAGAGAAGAUGGAGGCCUCCUUCUUCCACUCAGCAAGCUGUCUGGAGUGUGCUGUACCAACUUUGGCAAAAUUAUAAAGGAGUUUUCUAUGGCUUACA
This is a messenger RNA of Budorcas taxicolor (takin), 637 nucleotides long. It is a transcript of the gene RPL37A, whose product is annotated as ribosomal protein L37a. Gene Ontology annotation, molecular function: structural constituent of ribosome. NCBI's taxonomy places the organism in Eukaryota, Metazoa, Chordata, Mammalia, Artiodactyla, Bovidae. Gene Ontology annotation, biological process: translation. The transcript is spliced from 5 exons. Gene Ontology annotation, cellular component: ribosome. The coding region runs from base 123 to 401 and encodes 92 amino acids. The record is from RefSeq and is a predicted model, not a curated record.